CAACGCCGCAUAGCCACGAGAUAGCCGAAGCGGAUAGCCAUGCAGUCGCCCGAGCCCAACAUUCGGAGGGCCGAGCCGACCACGCCACCCACCAACCGGCGAGAUCCCAAUCGCAUGUAUGACCCGCCCCCCGCACCCAAGAAAUCCAGGAACCGCACGGCGCGUGCACUGCAUCUGUCCGCCACCCCCCCUCCAGUGCGGUCCGAUCCCUUCCGGCGGUUGAGCUUCUCCGGCGGCCCUGCAGCAGCGGCGGCAGGCCUUCAUGUGCAGCGUGGUGGUGGAGAGGGUGGGAUGGGUGGCGCCAUGGCGGCCGCGGCUGCUGCGGCUGCUGCAGCGGCUGUGGCGCAGUCACCGCAGCGCGCGGUGCCCGCUAGGAACAAACGAACCCACGAUGUAAGCCAUGGUGUGUUAAUUGUGUCACAUGGGCUCUCUGUCGUGUCUGUCUGGACAUGUGUGUCAUGCAUUGCAUUGCAGGAGUUGAUGAGUCAUCCCUACGAGCGGCAGGGGGAGGUGGAGUGCAGUCCCCCCCGCAGCUUCAUGGCCCGCAUAGCCCAGAUGGCGCCGGAGGGACCCGCUGCCGCCGUGGGUGAUGGUGUGGUUGAUGUGACGGAGCGAGGCCACGACCCCGCGUUCCCCGCAUACCAGCCCAAGAAGGCCAUCCGCCGCCGUGAGGUGGGUCAGGGAGGGAGGGCGGGAGAGAGGGAGAGAAGGAUGGAUAUACGGUGGAGAUAUGGUGCAGGGUGGUGGUGCUGUAGAGCGUCGUGGUCCGUUUGCACCGGUAGCGCCCAUGUUGCCUGGCAGCCCGCCCCCUGCCCGCCGGCUGUCCAAGUCGCCGCACAGCAUGGAGAUCGUCCGUGACAUGAAGCGCAUGGUCAUCCUCUCCAACAAGCGCGGCAAGCCGUCGGGCGCAUCGCGCCUCCUGCAGCCUGGCAGCGGCAGCGGGAGCGGGAUGGACGUGGGCAACGGGGCGUAUGCCAUGGACACGGACAAUGGCGCCAGCCAGGGGGGGCAGGGGGGUAUGGUGAUGGAUAACGUAUCUGGCGUUGGUGCGGUGCCGUCCAUCGGCAGCCUGGCGCAGCAGCCACCCGGCGGUGCUCCUGCCGGAGGGGGUGCUGUCGGCAGCGGUGAUGCUGCUCCUGGCGCUGUGCUCGGCGUGCCUCGUGUGGCGGUUGGUGAGACGACGCCUCCCCGACAGCAGCAGGCGGCUGUGGGUGUGGGUGUGGGUGUCGGUGUGGGCCGUCGUCCCCCCCGCCCCCCCACCAACCGGCGGGGUGUCAACCGGCCGCGGACGAGGGCGCAGCUCGCACUUGAGGCCGCGGCACAGAAGGCCAACGACCCAUUCAUACCACCAACGCCUUCACGACGGGUCAGUGCAGCAGGCUCUCACACCACACAGACAGGCGAACGGAUACAAGUAUGCAGCGGUGCAUUGCUGCGUGUGUGUCCGUGUCUGGUGUGUGCAGCGUUGAGAGGAGUUUUGGAGUAUCUGAGGAGUGUAGAGUUGGUUGGAGAACCUGGAGGUCGGCGGCGGAUGGAGGAGACAUCGACAGUCAUAUGGACGGAUGGAUGGGAUGGCUGAUAUGCGUGUGUGUGUGUACACAAUUUGUUUCGUUCGUUAGGAAGAACGGAAAGACCAGGUGGCGACCAUGCAUACCUGUCUGCGAAAGAGCCUGCUUGCCGACUCACUCAGAGAGGGCAGGCGUGGUUGUGGUGUGGGGGGUGGGUGGGUGGCUGGGUGGUCUGCGCCUACAUGUGAACAGCUGAAGGACGAUAAUGGGUGCCUGCGUGAC
Molecule: messenger RNA, 1790 nt
Organism: Vitrella brassicaformis
Lineage: Eukaryota; Vitrellaceae
Source: the annotation of a GenBank genome assembly